GGCAGUGAACUGGCUUCUUCUGGGCGACCAGUCCUUGUUUUAUCCCCAUAUUGCUGAGACGCUCAGGCAGUGUACUGGCUUCUUCUGGGCGACCAGUCCUUGUUUUAUCCCCAUAUUGCUGAGACGCUCAGGCAGUGAACUGGCUUCUUCUGGGCGACCAGAGCUUGUUUUGUUCUACUCGGAGGGCCCACUUCAAUCCAUUCGGCCAGGGAGGCGGUCGAAAGUUCCACAAAAAAGAAAAAGCAACUUUCAGUGUUAAAUUAUCUGUGCAGACAUAACCAAGAGUUCAUAAAGCAAAAAUCUCUGACACUGCAACAUAUACAUCUUUUGUGUACGUGUGUCCGGGGAGAAGGGAUAUGAGUGUGGGACUCGCGCCUUUGUAUAUAUAAUGAAAACAUUGGCUGUGGCUUCAGCCAUGAAACGUAUCUCCAUUUCUUUAGAAUCAGACAGAAUGCGUAUGGUAUUUUUUUGGUAUUGUUCUGGUACUGUUUAGUUGUGUUCAAAGAAUAGCCCACUUCCCAGUACACACCCCAUCUCCUAUGGGGCGAGUGCCUCUGUCUGGGGAGAGUGCGGGACAUAGCCCAGAACUCCAUGGAUCAGUGUGUCAAGGGCUGGUUUCCAAGGACACUCUUGCCACAAUUUGGACAUUGUUGGUUUUCACUGAUCAUCUGUGUCUAGUUUUGCGUGACAUUUGUGUUGUAUGGUGCUGCCGCAGGAACGUGUGGCAGUGGAGAAGGUCGACUUGUCAGUUCGGAGUGGUCACAGACAGCAUACGUUAAAGCAAACACAAAACACCUUGAUAGCGGAGGACUGUGUUUCUCACGCUGCGGUGUGUACAUAAUUAGACGCUGGUAGACACUGGAUGUGUUACCAUCAGCCAACUGAUUGAAGGCUUACAAAGGCUUGUAUUGGCGCCAACUGCACAUGUUUGCCGUUAGGGAAGUUUACUCACUUUCCACGAUCAGCAACAAGUCCCGUGCCAACACAGACAGCACAGCCCUGCAUCGACCUAUUAUCAUUUGUGAUUUAUAAGCUGUAGAUACAAAGGUAUUAUCUUGUGUGUAUAAGACCAUUCAGUAGAAAUCUGCGACACUAAGGUAUAAUCUGUCCAGGCCAUAUGGUAUAAUGUCAUCUGUCUCACAGGGGCUUGUAACGCAAUCAUUCCUAGUUUCACUGGGCCUGAGAAAAACGUAUGCUCACCUGAGAACAAUGGGAUGACAAUGAGUGGUUUCACCGACCUAUUACAGACGCAUCAGACACUGUCGACAUCGGUGUAGUAAAACUGGGCAUUGGUAGAUGCGUUGUUGUUUACUUGGUAACCGCUGGUAGCAGUACAAAGGUGUUAAUGUCUGCUUCCCCUUAGUUCGUGUCACUCGCAGUCUCGCUAGGGAUUAUUUCCACACUUCAACAUGGACUUUCAUGCCGGCCAAAUUCUGAAGGGGUGGCCAUAGGUGGCGACAUGCAGAAAGACAAACCGUAGUGACUCGCACGCCAGAUUACAGCCGUAUAUUCCUUUAUCCAAGAACAGUAACCAUCUGGAACAGGUUGGUCGUGUAUUUGUCAUUCGCUCCACUCAUCAGAGAGGAAUGUAUUUUUGGGUGAAUACAAUGGUUUCUCUAUGCUGUGGUGUACAUGCGGAAAGAAACCAGCAAUGCAAUUGGGUAUUUCCUACACCUUCUGCAACCACUGAAAAGAAACCAAGUCCGUUCGCCGUCCUCUCUCAACUUUUGCUACCAUUUGCAUUUGGUUCCUGGCACCAUCUUUUCCCCAUCCACCGCCCCACUCCUCACUCCCAUAGUAGGUUAAAUUUCGUCGGGGCAGGACAGAAAGGAUCAUGUACCAUGUACAACACACGCUGGGUAUCGACAGACUGAUAGCAUGCAUCUAUGGGUAACGUAUAUUUUGGCACUGCAAUCAAAUACGGCGUCCUGAGUUAUGUCAUGUAAACUGACGUACAAAAGAAAGUACCCACCUGGUGCUUUUUGGAUACAUUUUCCGAACAUCACUUAGAAAGUGUUUUAAGUCUUUUGUUUGAGACAUACAAGCCUCAAACAUUGUGUACACGUCAAAACACCACGGACAUCGUAUCUAAAUGCAGCGUUUCCAGCGACGAUUCAACGUAGACGAUUCAGUCGAUGUUGACAGGUUCACGACGCGCGAUGAAAUGGUCGACAGGCUCGGACGCCGACAGCACGCAGUCGUCUCAUCACCCUGUCCAUGCUGAUGCGGUGACACAGUGCUGUUGACGCUGUUGACGUCGACGUGACUGACAGAUUCCGGUUACGCAGAUGGAGAAUGCGCAGGUCAUGUUACUGGGUGGUCACUCUCGGUCCUCCAGCUCUGGGAUUGUCAGAUGUCUGGCCAGCCUGAUGAACGCGUCUCAUUAGUCUGAUAAUAGCCGGCCUUGUACAGCCCAACGUUCUGGUAAUGGCUCGUUCGCUGCUGAAAAAAUGGACAUAACAAUUUCAGUAGACUAUGUUGUAUACUGUUUCCGCAUAAAAUGAACGUGUAAUGCACCAAAAGCAUCAUUUUUCAUUUGAAAAUAAUCCCCAAACAUCAGGUGUGUAGUUUCUUUUGUUCGCCAGUUUACAUAAGAUGUACUGAAGCUGUUGAUGAGAUGUAUAUUUGCCUGUUGAACAACGUGCCUCUGGUGGAAACAAUUGUAAAUUACAUUAUAAAACGAAUAUUAACACUAGAUACAUGUCCUGCUACUUAUGUUGAAGAGUUUAACAUACAUAAUGCUUAGCUUGCUUAAACGAGAUCUAUAAAAAACAGAAGUAACUGAUUCAGUUAAUCAACUCGUUAAGUGCCCGUAACGUGGUGAAACUUCCAGCAGCUGGAACUGAAGCUGGGAAUCUACUGACAGUCAACACCACAAACUUGGCGCGUUUCCGUUCAUAUGACUGUGUGCAUAUUUUAUGACUGCUUCCAAUUAUAUUUGCCGAGUUCUGUUAGUUUCACUCGGAAACAAUUAUUUUCAGGUGAACAUAAUCAUAAACCAGGUUUGUAUGUAACGCAGUCUGUCCCUGUCUAUUACCUACAUCCUUAAUUAAAGGUAAGUGUAGCAGGUUGAUACAUACACACCUGUAUGUCACGUAUUAUGUCACUGUCUGUUACCUACGUCCUUAAGCAAGUGCAGCAGGUUGAUACAGACACACCUUUCCUUUACAGCUGCUUGUUCUAACCGAGGCCAAGGAUGUUUGGAGCCCCCUGCAGUCGACAGUGUGGAGGUGGGCUCAGCAAGAGUGGGUGUGAGGUGGGGAGCGUCUGCAACACGUCCGUAAAAUACAGGGUCUGUAAUCGACAGAAGUGUCUGAAGGACGGGUCCACCCGUAGAGAGGAACAAUGCCGUAGCUACAACAAGAUUCCAUUCCACGGCUCCCUGCAUUCAUGGAUUCCGGUUGGCAAACCACAAUCACCCUGCGCCCUUAUCUGUAGGAGUAACGGCAGUAAAGACAAGGUCACUGUCAAGUUCAAGGACACCGUUGGCGACGGGACAAGUUGUGGCAACAACAGCAUCUGCAUAGCUGGUAAAUGUCUGGAUGUUGGCUGUGACGACAUAGCUGGGUCGGGGGCCGUGGCAGAUGUCUGCGGUGUGUGUGACGGUGACGGGACAAGCUGCAAGCAGGGUUCACAAGGAAACAAGCCCAGCUACCAGUGGGAGGUGAACUGGGUGCCUUGCUCUGUGACGUGUGGUACAGGACACCAGAAGAUGGUAUCCAAGUGUAAGGACACCCACACUUACGAGGUAGUGGCCGACAGUCUGUGUCGGAAGUCACUCCGCCCCAAGGACGUGUCAGUCAAGUGUACCCUGAGGGCCUGCUCCAGCGCCAAGAAGCAGGUUCUCUGGCUGACGGGAAUCUGGUCUCCGUGCCCUGUGACGUGCGGGGUGGGGUACAAGUACCGUAACGUCAUCUGUAAGCACCAAGGGAGGGGCAGAUGCUCCUCAUGGAACAAGCCCCCCACCAGAGUCAUGUGUAACACUGGUGUGUCCUGCAACCCAAUCAAAGGCGGCCAAGACAGUUACCAAAGCGACGAUUGGAGGCGUGGGGAUGUAGGCCUGCAGUCUCUCAACCCAUCCAUAAGAAGCAGGAAUGAGGGGAGACCACUCACACCCAGGUUCCUAGCCGGGGACUGGAGUGUGUGCAGUGUGACGUGUGGGACAGGAGUGAGGACUCGGACGGUCACGUGUAAGGUCUACUUCGACAUCACCGCCAAGGUGGAAGCAGUCCCUGACUCACAGUGCUAUGGCAAGAAGCCACCUGUGAAGGAGGAGUGUGUUCUACAAGCAUGUCGGGAAAAGGAGGUAUCUCCGGGGGUCACAGGAUUUAACGAGAUCUUCAGUCCCGAGGAAACCUUCCGAUGGGAGCUGGGGAACUACUCCACAUGUACCCAGAGCUGUCUCCGAGGAACGCAGAGAACCAGACUGGAGUGCGUCAGGGAGAAAAAUGGCGCCAUUGUGUCAACAUCCAAUUGUCUGCAUCUGAUCAAGCCAACCACCAAGAUCAGGAGCUGUAAUGACGUCCCGUGUCCACCCAGGUGGUUAACUGGUGAGCACGGUCCCUGCACUGCUGAAUGUGGAGGUGGCGUCCAGCGGCGUACUGUAAGGUGUGUCCAGGACGCUGGGACCGACAUGACUGAGACUAUUCCAGACUACCGGUGUGCUGACCCCAUCCCCAUCUCGGAGCAGAGCUGUAACACUCAGUUCUGUCCAGCACAGUGGCAGACGGGGAACUGGACGGAGUGUACAGUGACGUGUGGUCCAGGCAUCCAGACACGACGAGCGUAUUGCAUCAAAGCUCCAUUCCGGGGUCACAAGGUCAUGGUUGCUGACACUGAGUGCAUGGGUCCUCGUCCAAUGACAACUCGAGAAUGUCAGAUGAGCGAAUGCUUUCCUGGAGCAUCUACAUCACCGGUCAUCAAGUCAGAGAACUAUACCUUUAUACAGUUUAAAAGGUCAAAGCGGGUCAAGGUCACUGUGGGAGGUCGACUUGUCCUUCUUCCAGGUCAAUCUGUGACUGUAAGGUGUCCAGUUAAGAACUAUCAUCGGCGCCUUCUGUUCUGGAGCAAAGGUUUCAAGCUGAUACCUAUGGCUGGACGGGUAAGAACAACCUUCAUGGGGAACUUGAAGAUUAAGAAAGCCAAUCCAAGUACUGAUUCUGGCACAUACACUUGCAUGGCUGGGCUCGAAAGUGCCGACAUCAUCAUAGAGUUCCAGACAAAAUCUGCUGCUCAGAAGAAGGCAAAGGCAAUGAAGAAAUAUUUAGGGGAGAAGGCAAAGCUACAGAAUUUAGUUCUGAAGCCAGAAUCAGACAUUGUAUCUGCAGCUCGCAUUACUGACAAUGGUUUAGUGAGCGAUCCUCAGUUGAAUAUAUCCAAAAAGCUUGUGUUCACUACCGGGGAGUGGUCACCAUGCUCUGUGACAUGCGGCUCUGGAAACCAGCGUCGUGACGUCAUGUGUGCUAGAGUCACGUACAAAUAUGUGAAGAUCUUACCAGACAGAGAGUGUAUAAAAUGGGGAUCGGCCAAACCAGAGACAGUGAGGAAAUGUUCCCUGCAAGCUGAUUGUCCACUCUGGAAAACUGCAAAGUGGUCCAAGUGUUCAAUCAACAGCUGUGUUCGAGAUGGGUUUGCUCAGAGGAAGCGAGCUGUGGACUGUGUAUACAGCAACGGGACUGUAGCUCAGCUGGAGGUGUGUCGGGCAGAAGACAAGCCUGAACACAAGCAGGAGUGUGUCAAGCUGGACUGUAUGUCCUUGUGGCUAACAUCUGCAUGGAGUGAGUGUCGGCCCUUCUGA
Molecule: messenger RNA, 5797 nt
Organism: Haliotis rubra (blacklip abalone)
Lineage: Eukaryota; Metazoa; Mollusca; Gastropoda; Lepetellida; Haliotidae
Product: protein madd-4-like
Exons: 14
Coding region: 3197-5797 (866 amino acids)
Biological process (GO): extracellular matrix organization
Cellular component (GO): extracellular matrix
Molecular function (GO): metalloendopeptidase activity
Source: RefSeq, a predicted model, not a curated record